UGUGCUGCUGCCGUUGCCCUCACUUCCCUCCUCCAUAUGGUCUCCCCCGCUCCCGCCCCUGAGUUGUGCAUCCGCCGUAGGCGCUUGCUUGCAACUGCCUCUUACUGCACAGUGUUAAUAGGCAGGGAGACCCUUUCCAGAGCCUUUUUUCUCCUUCCAGGAUGACCAGCGGGCAGGAGUGCCGGCAGGACAGUGAAUCUGAAGUUUCAGCUUUGGAAUAUAAAGAUAAUGACAACUCUAAAGAUGAAGAUUUUUCUCAAGAAAAUCAAUUGGGUAAUGACAGUUGUAACGGCAGCUCUGAGAGCAACUCUGAAAGUGAGUCUGAUACAGAUGAGGCAGAUGACAAAUCAAAUGAAGAACUGGAAGAAAAAGCACCACUGUCAUAUUGCGUUAAAUCAGGGGUUAACAUCCAACAGCACUGUGAACAUUGCAGGAUUCAACAGGGACAACAAGAACAAGUAACCCCCAGACGACUUGCCAGAGGACAAUUUUGGUUGAAGCUGGAUGCUGAAGGAAUUUAUCAGUGUGAGAUCACAGGUUUAAUCUUUGAAGUAACAAAAGCUGCUGUCAUUCAAUAUUCCCUUUUGUCCUGGAGCAAGUAUGCUGCUUAUGUUAAAGAGCCCUGGAUGGUUGGAGGCCCUAUAUUUGAUGUCACAUGUACAUCACCCUCUGUUCUUACAUCCAUUCAGUUUCCACAUGCCCUCUGCCUGAAAGAUUGUUUAUCUGACAUGACCUUCAAAGUAUUCCAUUUCAAAAGUAAUGGUGCACAAUUUGAACAGUCUGUUGAUCAUUCAGCUACACAUGUCAAAUGGCAAGUGAGCACACUGUCUCCUGUUGGACCACUUGUUCAGGGAAAUGGAAAUACCCCAGUGUAUUACCAUGGGGUUGUUAUUUUAUACAAAGUUGUCAAUGAUCACCCUUCUUUGUCAUUCCGUGUGUAUGUGGCUAGUAACGACGACUCAUUUAUAAAGGAUGUCUCAAAAGCUAUAAAGAAUUCUGGUAAGAAAUUCAUUAAAAUUGAGAAACCUCCUUGUCAGAAAUUACUUCAAGGUGGAAAGAAAUACAGAUUAAUUAGUGACCCAGAAGCUGAAAUAACCCCCGAGGAAAUUGAAUUUGCCAAUGAUUCUCUUCUAAAAGUGAAAAGUUACAUUGAAGUAUACAUGGAACAGCCAAUGGAUCUUACCUUAACUUUAGUUGAACUGGAAUCUAAUGAAACUGUUUGGAAGGCAAAGCUAAGAGAAUGUGACUGGAUCCAGCAUAACCAGAAUGAUAAUGAGCCGAAAAGACGCACAAAUAGCAUCAGAAGACGAAAAUCCAGCGUCAGUUUUUCAGAAGAUGAGCUUGGAAAUAAACGACUAAAGGAAAAUGACACUUCAGAUGGAGCUAAACCUAAAUUAACUGAUCAGCAGCUGAUGUCCCUUGCAAAGAAGAUGGGCAAAAACUGGAAAAUAAUUGGCAUUCAACACCUUGGCUUGUCCUUUGUAGAAAUAGAGCAGAUUGAGGCAAAGAAGGAAGAAGAUGUUAAUAUGUAUAAGUUCCAUAUGUUGCAGAUAUGGAGAGAUUCCAAACAGAAUGAUGGAACUGCACAAAGUUUAUAUGACUGUCUUAAUGAUGACGCAUCCUGUGAAGUACUGGACAUACUAAAAGGUUUUUUAAAGCAAGACUUCGGCUCAUGAGGAAACAGUUUGAAAAAUUAAUAAAAUCAGGGAUAUUCUUCCGUUUAAUUUUCAUGUUGGAUGUAUAAUCUUCAGUAAUUGUUUCAUCUUCAGUAAUUCAGUAAUUGUUUCAUCUAUAAUUACUUCCUUCUGUGAGUUUUCUGGAGUUUUCUAAGGUCACCUUUGUUUAUAUUUCCUAGUGUGACUGGGCUUUUUAUUGUUAAAUUUAUAUUUAUAAAUUUAUAAAUAUAAAUUUAUAUUUAUGCCCUACCUUUGUUUGUUUUACACAUUUUUAUAUCCCGCUUUUCCUCCAAGGAGCCCAGAGCGGUGUACUACAUACUUGAGUUUCUCCUCACAACAACCCUGUGAAGUAGGUUAGGCUGAGAGAGAAGUGAGUGGCCCAGAGUCACCCAGCAAGUAUCAUGGCUGAAUGGGGAUUUGAACUCGGGUCUCCCCGGUCCUAGUCCAGCACUCUAACCACUACACCACGCUAGCACAGACAAAGCAUAGUCAUACUCCAGGUGCACAACUAUUCAUGGACAUUUCUGCUUUCCACACAUGAUGAUGCAAACAUACUGACUCAGACCAUUGAUCCAUCUAGCCCAGCCCAGUAUUGUCUACUGUGAUUGGCAGCAGCAUUCCGGAGUCUUGGGCAGAUGUCCUUUGUAUCAUCUGCUACCUGAUCUUUUUAAUUGGAGAUUCUGAGAAUUGAACCUAGGACCUGCAUGCAAAGCAUCUGCUCUACUACUGAGCUGUGUACCCUGACCACACACCAUUGUUCUUCAUUCUCUCCUCAAGCAGCUAAAGAGUCUCUCCCAGUCCAAAUUGUCCAGAGGUUUUCACCCUAUGUACCAAGCAAGCUUGGAGUUCCUCAGUGAGAAGGUCUGUAAUGACAAAGAAGUUCCUUGAUAGUGAAUAUGAUCACCAUUACUAGUCCUUUGCCAUGUGCAACUGUUCUUGGGUAUAUGCUCUCAGUUUAUGUAGCAUGAGAUAUCUAAUAGGUUUCAAAGGGCCCUUGACAACAUACAGUUUAGUCCCAAACCUCCCCACUCCACCCCCACACUAGUCAUGCCAAGGUGCUCUAGAUUCUGCACCAAGAAAAGCUAAAUUCUGGUUAUAAAUGCUGCAAAUUGAGCCAAUUUGCCCAAGUCGUCUUAUUUUGCAUAAUACUUUCUGAAAUUCUCUUUUUGUUGUUUGUAUAAUCUGAUUUUGCUAGCUAUGGGAAGAGGCAAGGAGCAGUGCAUGAAUGCCCUUCCCCUAAAAAUGCCCUUCCCCUAAAAAUAUUUAGCCACCCCUCUGACUUUUGAAUCAACAGACACAAAUGAUGCAUUUUCAAGCACAUGUUUAUUGCUGUAAGGAUUUCAAACAUUGUUCUUUUAAAUAUAAAAGCAGAGGUUCUCAGAAUUCUGAA
Hemicordylus capensis (graceful crag lizard) is the source of this 3066-nucleotide messenger RNA. RefSeq names its product NACHT, LRR and PYD domains-containing protein 1b allele 2-like. NCBI's taxonomy places the organism in Eukaryota, Metazoa, Chordata, Lepidosauria, Squamata, Cordylidae. The transcript is spliced from 16 exons. The record is from RefSeq and is a predicted model, not a curated record. Gene Ontology annotation, molecular function: protein binding. Gene Ontology annotation, cellular component: THO complex part of transcription export complex. Gene Ontology annotation, biological process: signal transduction; regulation of DNA-templated transcription elongation; mRNA export from nucleus. Bases 162 to 1676 code for a protein of 504 amino acids.